CCAGAGAAUCUCCCGCAACCUAGGCUCGCACUGUUCCAAUCCCCCUUCUCAAGGUUCAAUUAAUUAAGCUUGAAAUUGAAGAUGUCAUCAUCCUCGUCUUCUCUGCAAGUUGGUUCGGAGCCCAGCAAGUCAGAUCCCGAUAAGAAAAGGCACCGGAGUGAGGCUUGGAGUCAAGAAGACGAUGAAGAGAUUGUUCCUCCACACCAGAAAGAUCAAGUUAAAAGUAUAAGAAGUUCGGCUGCUGCUGAUGAUGAUGAUGAUGAUGCAGCAGCUGCUAAAGUUGAUGAUGAUGAACAAGUGCAGCAAUUCAAUUCGGAGCUAUUUGAGAAGCUCCAAGAGGAUAGAAAAGCACUACCCAUUUACAGAUUUCGUGAAGCAUUGCUCGACUAUGUUGAAGAGAAUCAGGUUGUUAUUAUUUAUGGUCCAACUGGGUGUGGAAAAACCACACAGAUACCCCAAUAUCUACACGAGGCCGGAUAUAGCAAAAAAGGGAAGAUUGGGUGCACACAGCCACAUGGAGUUGUUGCUAUGAGUGCUGCUUCCAGAGUUUCUAAAGAAGUGGGUGUCAAGCUCGGGCAUGAGGUAGGGUAUUCCAUUCCUUCUGAGGAUUGCACAUCUGAAAAGACUGUUUUGAGAUAUAUGACAGAUGAAAUGUUGUUGCAUGAACUCUAUGGUGAACCAGAUUUGAUAAGCUAUAGUGUGUUGGUGGUGGAUGGGGCCGAUGAGAGAACCCUCUCAACUGAUAUCCUACUUGGAUUGUUAAAGGAUAUUCUUCGAUUUAGAACCAAACUUAAGAUAGUCAUCUCCAUCCGAACUACUGAUCAUGCUGAUAAGUUAAGUGGUUAUUUCAAUAAAGCUCCCAUUCUCAAAAUCCUAUUAACAAGGCGGAUGAGUUAUGGUCACACCAAAAUUGAAUACAUGAACGCACCAAUAGUAGAUUACUUGGAUGUAGCAAUAGGCACUGCACUUCAAAUCCAUGCAACAGAACCAACCGGGGGAGAUAUUUUGGUCUUACUCACCGAUCAUGAAGAGAUCGAAACAGCAGAAGAAGAAUUGAAGCUAAAAGCAGUUGGCUUGGCUGAAGAGCUGAUUAUCUGCCCCGUACAUGAAAACCUGCCUGCUGAGCUUCAAGCAAAAGUUUUUGAUCCCACACCUCAAGGAGCCAGGAAGGUUUUCCUUGCCACAGUGGCUAUCAAUGGGGCCAAAUAUGUCAUUGACCCUGGGUUUUGCAAGAGGAAGUGUUAUAAUCCAAGAACUGGUAUAGAGUUAAUGCAAGUCGCUCACAUCUCAAAGGCAACUGCAUUACAAAGGAUGCUGGUAAGUGAAAGGGGAAGUCAAACGGCCCCUGCCAAGUGCUUCUGUUUAUAUACUGAUCGUAAUUAUGACAAAGAUUUUGAUAAAAUCACAGUGCCAGAAGUACAACGGACUAACCUUGCAAAUGCUGUUCUUAGGCUUCUACAUCUUGGGGUUAAUUUAUCACAGUUUGAGUUUAUUGACCCUCCGCCUGCUGAAGCAUUGACAAAAGCCUUACGAGUGUUAUUUAUACUAGGUGCUGUAAAUACUGAGGGUGAGCUUUCUAGGGUUGGUGCACAGAUGGCGGAAAUCCCUUUGGAUCAUAUGCUGUCUAGGGCGGUAGUUGCUUCAAUUGAGUACAAAUGCUCAGCUGAGGUGAUUUCUAUUGUUGCCAUGCUUUCCACCGGUGGUGAUUCAGUCUUCUAUCGACCACAGGACAAACAUACAGAUGCCGACAAUGCGCGAAUGCAUUUUCAUUCUGGGAAUGUGGGGGAUCACAUUGCAAUGCUUAGAGUUUACAAUGCAUGGAAAGAGGCAAAUUUCUCAACACAGUGGUGUCACGAAAACUACAUACGAGUUAGAAGCAUGAGGAGAGCAAGACAUAUUCGGGAUAAGCUUGAGCAGCUCUUGGAGAAGGUCGGCAUAGAGCUCACCUCAAAUCUAGUUGAUUUGGAGCCUAUAGAGAAGGCUAUUACCACCGGUUUCUUACCUCAUUCUGCAAAGCAGCAAAUGAAUGGAUCUUAUAGAACAGUCAAAGAGCCAGAUUCACCAACUAUCCGUAUACAUCCCAACUCGGGGAUGGCACAAGUGCUCCCGACGUGGGUUGUGUAUCAUGAUUUGGUGCCCACAACCGGAGAAUAUAUGAGACAGGUAACAGAGAUCAAGCCGGAAUGGUUGGUUGAAAUAGCUCCGCAUUAUUACCGGCUGGAGUAUGUACUGGAUGUGGUUUAAAGAAGAUGCCUCUCUCUCUCUCAAAUUUGUAAUAGUUUGAUAUUGUAUCGAUUCUCAAGGAAAGGAAUGCCUCUGUCGUG
Molecule: messenger RNA, 2324 nt
Organism: Rosa rugosa (rugosa rose)
Lineage: Eukaryota; Viridiplantae; Streptophyta; Magnoliopsida; Rosales; Rosaceae
Product: pre-mRNA-splicing factor ATP-dependent RNA helicase DEAH1-like
Exons: 1
Coding region: 82-2244 (720 amino acids)
Cellular component (GO): catalytic step 2 spliceosome; intracellular anatomical structure
Molecular function (GO): RNA binding
Source: RefSeq, a predicted model, not a curated record